AAACAUCCAGACUUAUUAAACUCUUCUGAUUGUUCUGAUUGAUCAGGUUGAGCUUCACUGAUACGGUUCAUUUUCACUGAACGUCUCCUUUCUGUUGGUACCAUGGUUCUGUCCUCAGCCAACAAGCCCCGGGUGUUCCGGCUCCUCUUCUCUGACCCAAGCCGGACCUUCUACUGCAGCGGAGACAAACUGUCCGGUUUUGUCCAGCUGGAAGCGGGCCCCCCCUGCAGGCUGACCAGCCUCAGGGUCACCGCCGCCGGGUGUGCCCGGGUGGAGAACCGGGGCCGCAGCCAGGAGGUGGAGUACCUCAAGUAUGAGGAAGACAUUCGGCUGGAGGAGUUUCUGAACCCAGAUUCUGACGGCUGCUUCCUGCUUCCUGCUGGGAAGUCCUUCAGCUUUCAGUUUGGCUUCGAGCUUCCUCCUCCAGGGCGCCUUGUGUCGUCCUUCAAAGGGAAGUUUGGAUCUGUGCGUUAUUACGUGAGGGCGGAGCUGCAGCGACCUUCCCAACAGGCUCUGCAGUGCGAGCAGGAGUUUGAAGUAGAAGAGCCGUUGGAUGUCAACCAACCCGACCUGCUGGCUCCGGCGGCCGCGUCUAAACAGAAGAAGGUCACCUGCAUGUUCAUCCCUGACGGCCAAGUCUCCAUCUCAGCGCGGAUUGACAGAAAAGGUUUCUGCGAGGGCGAAGAGAUCAACAUCAACGCGAAGUUCGAGAACACCUGUUCUCGAAUCGUGGUGCCGAAGGCUGCCAUCAUCGCCAAACACUCAUACAGCAUCAACAACCAAACCAAGGUCAUGCGGCAGAAACUGACAGCAGUCCGAGGGAACCCCAUCAUCUCCGGCAUGUGUGACAUGUGGCAGGGGAGGACCAUCAGAGUCCCCAAACUGAGGCCCACGCUGCUGGGUUGUGACAUCAUCAAGGUGGACUAUGCCCUCAUGAUCUACCUGCACAUCCCCGGCAGUGAAAAGCUGAUCUUGGAGCUUCCUCUGGUCAUUGGAACCAUCCCGUUCAGCGGCGUCGGCAGCAGAACCAGCAGCAUGAGCAGCCAGGCUUCCAGCAGCUGGGCCUCCAUCCGCUCGGCUCCUCCCAGCUACAGCAAUAUUGCCAGAGACCUGAAGGUGGAUGGCCCGCGCACGCCGCUGCUGCACGACUAUGACGGCGCAGAGGAUGAUGAUGAAGACGGAGGGCUCUUCAUGACAAUUAGUGCAGCUGGCUACCCUCCCCCUCCCCCCGCCUACAGUGAGGUCGAUAAAGAUGCCGUCGACCCCAGACAGGCUGUUCCAGUCUUUUGAGGCCAGACUAAAGAAGACAUUGUCCAUUUGAUGGGACAGACAACGGGAGGAGGACGGUGUAGGCCCAUCGUGUCCAGUUAAAGACGAAACUGGAGCAUGAGAUUUCCAUUAAUGACUCGUCCGUUUCUGACAACGAUUCAAAUAUUCCUGACAGCACAUCUAUGUUAUUCUGACAUCUUUUAUACCAUUUGUUGACAUUUGUUACUGUUUGUAACAAUGACUCAGCUUUUUCUGUAGAUGACUCAGCUGUUCCUGACCCUGACUCAG
Molecule: messenger RNA, 1557 nt
Organism: Cyprinodon variegatus (sheepshead minnow)
Lineage: Eukaryota; Metazoa; Chordata; Actinopteri; Cyprinodontiformes; Cyprinodontidae
Product: thioredoxin-interacting protein-like
Exons: 7
Coding region: 103-1290 (395 amino acids)
Biological process (GO): protein transport
Cellular component (GO): cytoplasm
Molecular function (GO): ubiquitin protein ligase binding
Source: RefSeq, a predicted model, not a curated record